Molecule: messenger RNA, 2987 nt
Organism: Cornus florida
Lineage: Eukaryota; Viridiplantae; Streptophyta; Magnoliopsida; Cornales; Cornaceae
Product: pentatricopeptide repeat-containing protein At2g13420, mitochondrial-like
Exons: 2
Coding region: 212-1834 (540 amino acids)
Molecular function (GO): protein binding
Source: RefSeq, a predicted model, not a curated record
AUAAAAUCAAAAAAACCCGGUAUUCAUCCAACAAACCUUCGAUUGAGAAAAAUCCAGGACAGCGGUUCCAGAAUGUCAAUCAUAUGACCGCUUUUUUCCUUUCAGGUACUUCCACAACCGUUUAUUGCUCUUUCACUACUUCAAAAACCCCAACUCCAUACCCAAAUUCCUCAUUUUCUUUCCAUAAUUUCGAAAAAGCGGAAAACUCUGGAUGGCGUUGAGCUUGGGCCGUGCUCGUCCCAUCACCACCCCCAUCUGUCUUUUAUCUGCCAUCCGCUCCUUCUCUUCCCACUUGGAUCCCAACACUACUACUACUAUUACUGACCUUGAACUAGAACCAGAGCUAGGGUUCUGUUCACAAACCCCAAAACACUAUCUUCCUUCACUCCAACCCACAUCACACGACGCCCAAUUGGUCUCCAACUUACUUAUCCAACACCACAACCCUUUCCACAUCAUGGAGUCCUCUCUGCAACUCAAUGGCAUUAGGGUUUCGUCCCAACUCGUCCACCAAACCCUAAUUCGCCUUAAAAAUGUCUCCAAGAUUGCAUUUGGAUUCUUCUGCUGGGCCAAAGACCAACCCGGGGAUUACCAACACGAUGUCACCGCCUACGACCUCAUGAUCGACAUUUUGGGUAAAGUUAGACAAUUCGACGUCGUCUGGCAAUUGGUCAUCGAGAUGGAUCAACAACAAAAUGCAAAACCCACUUCCAACACUUUCAGAAUAUUGAUUCGUAGGUUAGUUUCGGCUGGUUUAACUCGCCAGGCGGUUCGAGCAUUCGAUGACAUGGAAUGCUUUGUGGAACAAGGAGCAAAUAGAGACGAUUUCUGUUAUCUUCUCGAUACGCUCUGUAAGUAUGGUUAUGUGAAACUUGCGACAGAGAUAUUCAACAAAAGGAAACACAUUUUCGAGCCCGAAUCGAAAUUGUACACGGUUUUGAUAUAUGGGUGGUGUAAGAUAAAUAAGCCACGUAUGGCGGAGAAGUUCUUUGUAGAGAUGGUGGAUCAUGGGAUUGAGCCGAAUGUUGUCACUUAUAAUGUGCUUUUGAAUGGUAUUUGUCGGAGGUCCAGUCUGCAUCCGGAGGACCGGUUUGAGAGGACAAUUCGAGCCGCAGAGAACCUGCUUGUUGAAAUGCGUGAUAGAGGGAUUGAACCUGAUGUCACGAGUUAUUCGAUUGUGCUUCAUGUUUAUAGUCGGGCGCAUAAACCCGAUUUAUCACUCGAUAAGUUGAAGAUGAUGAAAGAUAAAGGGUUGUGUCCUACAGUGGCGACCUAUACAUCUGUUGUGAAAUGCCUUUGUUCAUGUGGGAGACUCGUGGAAGCCGAGGAAUUGCUCAAUGAGAUGGUAUGCAAUGGGGUUACUGUAUCCGCUGCGACUUAUAACUGCUUCUUUAAGGAGUAUAGGGGAAGGGAGGAUGCAGAUAGUGCUUUGAAAUUGUAUCAAAAAAUGAAGGAAGACUCUUUGUGCUUACUCAGUUUGCACACUUAUAACAUAUUAGUGGGAAUGUUUAUCAAAUUAAAUCGCAUGGAUAUUGUGAGAGAGUUAUGGGAUGAUAUGAAGGCCAAUGGGUUUGGACCAGAUUUGGAUUCAUAUACAUUGUUGAUUCAUGGAUUAUGCGAGAAACAGAAGUGGAGAGAGGCUUGCCAGUUUUUUGUAGAGAUGGUAGAGAAGGGGUUUCUUCCACAGAAGGUUACUUUUGAGACACUAUACCGAGGCUUGAUACAAGCUGAUAUGUUGAGAACUUGGAGAAGAUUGAAGAAAAAGCUUGAUGAAGAGUCCAUAACUUUUGGUUCAGAAUUCCAACAUUAUCACUUUCAGCCUUAUAGGAGAUGAUAAUUCAUCAUAAGAGCAUGCAGUGGUGAAAAGCAAGUAAAAUCUAGAAUACGAACUGAAUUAGACAUGUAAACGUGAAAUCUAGUCCAGUCUCACGGCUAUCCAUGCCACUGCCAGCAGCAAGCAUCUCCAUCUUCCUCUGCACCAUUUGCAGUUCUGCCUUCACAUCAUUGUGUUGCACAUACCCAUAGAGGUUACAAAGAGCAACAUCUACACUCACCACUUCAUUGAUUAUCUUCCUACGCUUCUCAUGAACAUCUAACCCUGUAGACAUCAGUUUGGAUAUCAAUGACCACCCACCAGACUUGCUCUUCAUCGCUGGCAUGGACAAGAAUAGCAAAAGAGAUCGAAAAACGGAUAUGACUGUAGUACUAACUUCUCUUAGCAAUUUAACCAACAUUGACAAGUGAUCAUCUAAAACUAGGGCAGGAAAUGCUCUGGUUUUGCUUUCAAUUGGCUUCAAUGCUCUGAUGCACUCGGAGAUGUCUUUUUUAGCCUUCUUCCUGAAGCUAAUGUAAGCGCUAAUACUACAUUUGAUGCUUGAUUCACCAGUCAUCCUUCGUAAAGCUUAUUGAAGGCGCUGCAAAUGUUCCUUCAUCAUCGACAAGAUAUCCCGUGCAGUGCCACAUGUGUCCAGCAAUGUCCCUGAGCCAUCUAGUGCCUCUUCCACUACUUUUUCAUUUUGAUGGUGAAGAGCUUGUUGGGUGGAGCAGAGCGCUAAUGAGUUCCUCAAUACAAGCAUACAACUCCGUGAGCCCAACUAGGCCUUCUUGAAUAGUUUCGGCUCCUAAUGCUUCUUGUUGCAGAUUCUGAUGAUGCUUUCCAUGCUUUAAGCUUGUCCAACUCUGCUUCAAUUUUGACAGAAGUGGGCUGCAACCUGUAAGGUAAGCUAAUGGACCUCACAGGAUGCAAUGCAGAUGGACAUUCCGUUGUUCUUGUACUGCAAAUGCUGAAAGUACUCAAUACACAAGUGAAGCUUGAGCAACAGUGAUUAUCUUCAAUCUAUUUGUAGGAACACAAUGAAGGCAACAUUGAAUUAUUGGUGCCAGGGCAGUAGUAUGAAAUGCCUGUGAUGUCGAGGUUUGUAUUCAUAUUGUAUUCAAAUUGUAACAAUUUUCGCCAACAAUAUGCAAUGUUGAAUUCUUUGUUUUAA